This is a messenger RNA of Oryza brachyantha (malo sina), 976 nucleotides long. RefSeq names its product transmembrane protein 205-like. The record is from RefSeq and is a predicted model, not a curated record. The coding region runs from base 158 to 781 and encodes 207 amino acids. Lineage: Eukaryota; Viridiplantae; Streptophyta; Magnoliopsida; Poales; Poaceae. The transcript has 3 exons.
UGCUCUGCCACUCUUCUCUGUGCCUACGACUUCUCAAUUUCAAGCCCACAGCUUUGCUCUCUUCCUCCUUCCGAUCUCCCGGAACCCGAACCCUAGUCGCCUGAGCUACCUUAGCUAGGACUAGCUAGCUAGGAGCUUUUUUCAGGGUCUGAGCGCGAUGGGGUGGGCGGCGCGGUUCCUCACGGCGGUGUCCUUCCUCGCCGCGGGCGUCCUCUUCGCGCCGGACGCGUUCCUCGGCGACCGCUCCGGCGCCGCGGCAGCGAGGCUGGCGCACGUCCUCUGCUUCGCCACCGCCUGGGGCGCCUCGCUCUGGGUCACCUUCAUCGGCGGCAUCGUCAUGUUCAAGCAUUUGCCAAGGCACCAGUUUGGGAGUCUACAAGGGAAAAUGUUCCCUGCGUACUUCAUGUUGAUAUCAGUGUGCUCAGCUAUAUCAGUGGCAGCUUUUGCGUAUCUUCACCCCUGGAAGACGGCAUCGACCAUUGAGCGUUAUCAGCUUGGGUUCCUGAUUUCAGCUCUUGGUUUUGACCUUUCCAACCUUCUGGUCUUCACCCCCAUGACCAUUGAGAUGAUGAUGAGGAGACACAAGAUCGAGAAGGACCUCGGCAUCGGCGGCGAGGUCGGGUUCUCGAGGAACACGGCGGCGGCGAAGACGAGCCCGGCGCUGACGGCGAUGAACAAGAAGUUCGGGAUGAUCCACGGCCUGUCGUCUCUGGCCAACAUCAUGGCCUUCGGCAGCCUGGCCAUGCACUCCUGGUACCUCGCCAGCAAGCUCCAAAUCUGACACUGACACUGUCAUCACACUGCUGCUCCCAUGGCGCCAUGGCCUGUGAGUUCUGAAUCUUGUUGCCAGUUCGCUGCUGAUCAAAACUUUCAGUAGGUCUACUUACUAUCUACAGAUAAAAGGAAGAGACUUUGCUUAGUCUUUCUGUAAUAAUUGUGCAAUAGUUUGGAGAAAUAAUAUACAGUAUUCCUGUGA